Molecule: messenger RNA, 936 nt
Organism: Adineta ricciae
Lineage: Eukaryota; Metazoa; Rotifera; Eurotatoria; Adinetida; Adinetidae
Source: the annotation of a GenBank genome assembly
AUGACAGUGACGAGGGUAACAGACAAGUUGCAAUUGAAGAUUGACAGAACGGAUCAUCGACAUCAAUGGUCUUGGCGAAGUUGUUUCGCCGCUUUUAAACAUAAUAAAAAGUCGAAAAAACACAAUCGAACUCAAUCGGCAAAUUUACAACAAAAUGGGCAUACACAAACGAAACAAUUGCCAACUGUAAACGAGAAUUCCAGUCUACAGUGCAUAUCAUCAAACAUAAGCUUGACGGAUGAAUCAAUCGAUCAGUUUACGGCACCGAGUUCGUGUAUUGUCAAAGUUGAUUCGAAUGAAAAGCAAUCAGUCGAUGAAGAUAGCAUUCAACAAAUCGACAUUAAUUUACCAUUGAUGAAUCAAAAUUCGCUGUCCUCAAUACGACCAGUACAAUUAGAUGCGAUUGUUGAAGACUCAAAUGAAGAAAAUUCCGAUGGUUAUGAGGAAAUUAUUUCGGCAAAACAAUUAUGUUGCGAUCGGGAUAUUAUCACUGAUGCCAACAUGCUUUAUUCUCGUUUAUUCGACCUGAGUCAAAUGAAUCAUGUCAAAACUCAGUUCAGAGAAAAUGGCAAUUUACUCGGUGAAUUCUCUCAGCAAUUGGAAAAAUUAAAAGUGAAAACUAAUGACAUCGUGCGAACGAGUGCUCAAAUGCCACGCGAUGCUGAAUUACUCGAGGCACGAUAUUCGUCGCUAGUGGCCACGAUCGAAAGUCUUUCAAUCUUAUUACGAAUUGCUCAAAUACCUGCUUGCCGUGCAUUAGUGAAUCGUUUGUUUUUCUCGAUUGAACAACGUACGGAACAACUUAACAAACUUGUUGAACUUACAUUCAUGUCGUUAUAUAACAUCAAACAACGUUCAGAUUCUUGCGAUGAUGAUUUGUCAUCAUUUAGAAGCGCUCUGUCGUCAUACGAACAUCUUUUAACAACAUUCUCAUAA